Messenger RNA from Suricata suricatta (meerkat), 3810 nucleotides. It is a transcript of the gene ZFP92, whose product is annotated as ZFP92 zinc finger protein. The record is from RefSeq and is a predicted model, not a curated record. Bases 201 to 1769 code for a protein of 522 amino acids. Lineage: Eukaryota; Metazoa; Chordata; Mammalia; Carnivora; Herpestidae. Gene Ontology annotation, molecular function: DNA-binding transcription repressor activity, RNA polymerase II-specific. Gene Ontology annotation, biological process: negative regulation of transcription by RNA polymerase II. The transcript has 5 exons.
AUUAAGACUCAUAGAGUGUUACAUGGUGGUAAGUGCCAUGGAGAAAACAGAGCAGAUGGAAGGAGGUGAGGGGCUGCGUUGCAAGUUCAAGUAGUGUGGUUAGAUGACAACAUUUCUGGAAAACUUGAAGAUGAUGACAGAGUGCACCCGGCAGAGGGGACAACCAGCGCAAAGGGCCUGAGCUUCUUUGCACCCCUGCGAUGGCAGCCAUCCUCCUGAAGACCAGACCCAAGGUGCUGGUAUCUUUUGAAGACGUGUCCAUGUACUUCACCAAGACAGAAUGGAAGCUUCUGGACCUCAGACAAAGGAUCCUCUACAAGACAGUGAUGCUGGAGAACUACCGUCACUUGGUGUCACUGGGAUUUUUAGCCUCCAAGCCUCACCUGGUCUCCUGGCUGGAACAAGGGGAGGGGUGCCAGGCAGCAGACAUCCACAGGACACGGGCUGCCGCAGGGCUGCAGACAGGUGACAGGGUAAAGAGUGGGACAUCGAUUUCAAAGCAGAAACAUUGCCCGAAAGAGCUCACAAGGACUGAUUUUCAGGCUGGUGACAAGAGCCACAUAGCCGGGCCGCCAGGGGAAACACUUGAUCGCACAGGGAAACACGCUUCUCCCCCACAGACAGGUUCCAGCAGGGGUGACCAGCCCAGGGAGAGAGGUCAAAGCGUCUCCUCAGGUGAGGGGAGGGAGCUGGGGCAGAGAGGUGACAACAGCAUUAGGCAGGAUUCGGGCCUAAGGCCACAGCGUUCUGUGGGCAAUGAGAAGCAGUACCCGUGCCAGCAGUGCGGCAAGGCCUUCGCGCACAGCUCCAACCUCAUCGAGCACCGUGUCAUCCACAGCGGCGAGCGGCCCCACGCGUGUGGCCAGCACGGCAAGGCCUUCAUGCACAGCUCCAACCUCAUCGAGCACCAGCGCACCCACAGCGGCGAGCGGCCCUAUGCGUGCGGCCAGUGUCUGAAGGCCUUCAAGGGCGUGUCCCAGCUCAUUCACCACCAGCGCGUCCACAGCGGGGAGAAGCCAUUCGCGUGCCGAGAGUGCGGGAAGGCGUUCCGGGGCCGCUCGGGUCUCAGCCAGCGCGGCCAGGUGCACAGCGGCGAGAAGCCCUAUGAGUGCAGUGAGUGUGUCAAGGCUUUCGGCAGGUGCUCCAACCUCUUCAAGCACCAGGUGACUCACGGUGGGGGCGAGGAGAGGCCCUGCGGGUGUCCCGACUGCGGGACGGUGUUCCAGAGCCGCUCCUCCCUCCUGGAGCACCGAUGCGCCCAUGGAGCCAUGGAGGCCAGGAGUCCGGCGUGCGCGGCCAGGCCUGCAAGGGGAAAGUGUGGCUCCGCCACCUCCGCAGAACCCGCGGUGCAGGGAAGUCCUUGGAGAGAAGUGACAGGGGAGAGGCGCCUGCCUCUUUGCACGCAAGGGCAGGAAUGUCCGGGGACAGUGCCAACGCACAGCGACCCACCGAGCAGCCUGCCGCCGCUGGUCUGGAAGAGGGCCCGCUUUAACGCGUGGGGCCUCGCCCUCCCCUCCCUGUGGUCGCUGUUGAUGCAACUGAAGCACAGAGACCUCAGAGUAGAGCCCAGAGCAGAUUCGUAUUCUGUGCUGGAACUGCCCAGAGUGCCCCUACCCUACAACGGUCAGCACUGGGCUGGUGAACAGGACCUGGUCCUGGGCGCUGUUGCCUCCAGUGAGGGGCAAGUGGUCCCUUUCCUGUCAUGGAACCAUUCGCUUUGCCCCAAGACUUCUUGGCGUUUCCAGGUAGAAGCACUAAAAGCACUUUAAUCCUUUCAGAGACCAUCAACGGAGGGGACGUUACGGAAUUCUACAACUAAACUGUGGCCCAACCUCGACAUCACAUCAAAUUCAUCAAGAAAUGUUCUGAAAACGGAGGUGGGUGAACGCGUCUGUGGACUGCUCAUGCCCAGUGGUCCAGCUGCAGGAAGCGACGGCUCCUCGCUGAGCCUGCUGCUCCAUGGGAAGAAACCGGCCACAGAGCCGUCAUGCUGACGCGCGACUCACUCUUUCUCCAGGCCAUUUGUCCUUUUGCCACAAAGGCACAGCCUUCUCCCUCCAGAAGCAGCACCCAGGUCCCGUCUACUGGGCGCCCUGGAGCAGGGCAGGACAGACAGGGGACACUCCAUCCUGUCCUCCUGCCCAGGCCCCUAGGCUCACCCUACUCGUGGCCGCCUGCCCCUCACAUGCCAGCAGCAGAGACCACCCUGGCCUCUCUGCCUCUCCUACCCACGCCCAGUGCCUAAAGCUUCAACUUAGCUGCUCCCCCUCAAGGAAACACGAUGGGUUCAGAAUUUGCACCGAGCGUGCCCAGUAACGGCUCUCUCAUUGGACCUUUUGUAUGACAUUUCCUAUAAAAUUGCAGGUUCGGUUGCAUUGAAUAUUUUUGCAUUCAGGAGUAAUGUAAGCUACAGAUUUUCGCUGUAAGAGGGUGUUGGUGAAUCGUUCCUUAAAUAAGAAUCCCACCAACCUCCGAGAAGACGCCAGGCAAGAGAAACAAACACCCAAUUGGUGUGCGAGCCAGCCUGCCCCCUCGUCUCCCUCCUCCCCCUUAGCGCCACAAAGGCAGGGUGGCCCCUUCAAAUGGCACUUUACUGCAGCCUCCUGCUGGCCAGGGGGUGGCGGCUGCUGGCAGGCUCUGCCCUAUUCUGUCCCGCACUGUCCCCAGAGCCGGGCUCAGGACUUCGGCCCCUGGGUGCUCUCAGCCCAGGGUCCUGCUUGGCUUCCCACCUCCUUCCAGCCCUCUCCAGCGCCAGGACCUCUGGCAGGCACUGGUAGGUAUGUUGGACGCCCCCAUGGGCCUUCGAGGAUCGUGUGUCCCUUCGCUGCCACACCAUGGGAGGCUCAACGGACCCUCAGGAGAGUGUGGGGGAAACCUGGAAAUACAGGGUUCUUUCUGCGCAUGCUUCUUGGAGCCCUAAUCACUAGGACGACUCCAGAAGUAAGAGAUACAGAUAGAAAGCCAUUGACAUCGAAGUUUUAUAUAGCUAUAUUAAAAUUAUUUUUAAACCCUUAUGACUUAUGGAAAGUUCUAGAGUUCUUGUAACUUGCUUUUAUCUCAGAGCCCGUUUCACAGGGUCUCUAUCCCAUUGUCCUUCUGCUCUUUGUGUCGCAUUUCUGUUUGUUGGCACUUUCAACACAUGAAGUAUUAGGGACACUGUCUUUGAAAUCCGUGGAGAGGACAUUGGGAAGUAGGUGCUUUUAUGAGCGCAAUCUUUGCCAAUCCCAGUGCAGAACAAAACACAGUCGCAGGAGGCCAUGCACUUGGACUCUAGUCUCAUUUGGUUCAACCGUGGCCUGGCCGGCACUGGAACGACGAGUGCCACGUGGUGACAACUAGAAAGAGAUCAGAUUCCUAGGCUCUGAUGUCUGUUUCCAUCACUGCAGUCAGUGAGCGGCGUCAGCUGCCCAGGCCGGUCAGUAACCAGCUUUACUAAAGAAGAGUUCCAGUCCCCAGUGGAAGCCCUCCCGUUGCUUGUACUACUACGUAAGCCACCUUCAUCUGCAACAUCAGCUCCUUUCUUCGCCUUGGGAUCCAUUCCCAAAUAUGACUGGAUGCACGGGGCUAAUGCACAGGUGUUUCCAGCAGAAAGCGGAUUUGCUGGGAGAGAUGCCGGACACUUGUGCUCCUGAAAGGCUCCAGGGCCCUCAAAUGCUUAGCCGGAUAAGUGACAUUUAAGAUAGCAACGCAUCUUUUUGUCGGUUCUCUGUAUAAUCAUGAGACUUUCGCUGCAGUGCAAUUAUCAGUAUCCUUCCGUUCUAUGUGAUGAUCAGGUAUCGUGUGGAAUAAAGUCACAGCAUCCAGAGAGGA